GUUAUUCACGAUGAUUCUCCGAACCUCCAUCAUAUAGUAAUACAAACGACAAUAUAGCAAUAUUCUCGUCUCGUCCAUUAUUUUUCUGUACAGCAUACAGCAAACCGUCUUUGGACACUAAACGCAAAGAUGUCCUCUAAGAAGUCAACGUCCAGCAGGACGUCAAGACAAUCCCAUCGAUCAACGCUGUCGCUAUCAAGAACCGAAAUUGUGAUUAAUGUCUAUGAUCUGUUACCUCCCAGCCGCCUCUCCUCCGUUCUUUGGACAUUUGGUGCCUCACUGCUACAUUCGGGUGUCGUGAUAAACGGGAAAGAGUAUGCCUACGGUGGUCACGAUCGGCCUGGGUUGACGGGUGUGUAUUGGACACCACCCAAGACAGAACCACCUGGAGGUACUUUUAAGACCGAAAUUCUACACGGUUUCUCGUUUGCGACUCAGGCCGAAAUCGACACCAUUAUUCGACAUGCCUCCGAUGAGUUUCAAGGCACAUCCUAUAAUCUACUUACCCGAAACUGCAACCACUUUACUAGCCACCUCUGCAAGAAGCUCACUGGUAGACCUGGCCCCGGAUGGCUUAAUCGUGCCGCCAGCAUCGGCGUUGCUUUUCCGUGUAUCGUCCCUCGAGACUGGAUCGAACCGCCUGAUUUCGAGACGGCAGAUGGCGCGCUGCUAGACGAAGAGGGACUCGACGAUCAUGAGAGAACUAGAAUGCUUAGGGAGGAUAGUUCUAGGAGACUAGCAACACAAGAGAGCGAUGACGACGGAGAACACUCGAGCCGGGCCAGCGAAGAAGCGCGCCGUUAUAGCAGGAGUGGCAAAGGAAAAGGCCGAGCCAAGGACACAAGCGGAAGAACAUUACCACCUGCCGAGAGGGCACCUUCGUCUGGUAGACCAAGCAUGUCUUAAGUGGAGGGGCGAUCUGAUAACACUGGAUUACACUGUCUGCAUUAUAAGGCGUUGGCAACGAGUAUGAUAGCAAUUUGGCUUGGUGGCGUUACAUGAGGUUUGAUUGAUACCAAAGGCAUGCUCCGUCGUUAUGUAA
This is a messenger RNA of Daldinia decipiens, 1042 nucleotides long. Its product is annotated as DUF862-domain-containing protein. The coding region runs from base 130 to 906 and encodes 258 amino acids. Gene Ontology annotation, molecular function: deubiquitinase activity. Gene Ontology annotation, biological process: protein deubiquitination. The transcript has 3 exons. The record is from RefSeq and is a predicted model, not a curated record. Lineage: Eukaryota; Fungi; Ascomycota; Sordariomycetes; Xylariales; Hypoxylaceae.